Dendrobium catenatum is the source of this 1285-nucleotide messenger RNA. RefSeq names its product probable 6-phosphogluconolactonase 4, chloroplastic. Gene Ontology annotation, molecular function: 6-phosphogluconolactonase activity. Gene Ontology annotation, biological process: pentose-phosphate shunt; carbohydrate metabolic process. The transcript has 3 exons. The coding region runs from base 64 to 1047 and encodes 327 amino acids. The record is from RefSeq and is a predicted model, not a curated record. Lineage: Eukaryota; Viridiplantae; Streptophyta; Magnoliopsida; Asparagales; Orchidaceae.
ACGGUUAUAAAUUGCCAGCGGAUCUAAACUCCAAACCCAUCGACCAUUUACACCAACUAUAACAUGGCGCACUCGCUCUCUUUCUCUCUCAUCUCCUCCUUCCUUCGUCCAUUUCCCACGCUGACCUCCGAGCUUCCGGCGAACUUCCGGUCGUUCUUUUCCGUCAAUCCAUCCUUCAGUCGGGAGAAGAUCACCCUAAAAUCCGCCGCAUUCAGUUCUGUUCAGUCUUGCCGGCUAUCAACAAGCGCCUUGAUGGCUUCUGGGACAACACCUCCGGGAGUGUUGACGAAGGGGGAUUCGGAGCUUCUAGUGUUUGAUAACGAGGAGGAGCUGUCCAAUUCUCUGGCCAAAUACACGGCCGAUCUGUCGAAGAAGUUCUGCCUGGAGAAGGGAGCUUUCACCGUCGUACUGUCCGGCGGCUCUCUCGUUAAAUCACUCAGGAAGUUGGUUGAGACUCCCUAUGGGGAUUCCAUUGAUUGGGGGAAGUGGCACAUUUUUUGGGUUGAUGAGAGGGUUGUACCUAAAGAUCACCCUGACAGCAAUUACAAACUUGUCUUCGAUGGUUUUCUUUCCAAGGUUCAAAUCCCCGCCGGCCAGGUAUAUGCCAUCAAUGAUUCCCUAUCAGCAGCAGGUGCUGCAGAUGACUAUGAAAGUUGUCUAAAACACCUAGUUAACGAAGGAGUACUGCUGCUAUCACCGGCAACAGGGUUUCCAAAGUUUGAUCUUAUGUUAUUGGGAAUGGGUCCUGAUGGUCAUAUAGCUUCCCUUUUCCCUGGACACAUUCUUCUCACUGAAAAUGAGCGUUGGGUUACUUUCAUUAAUAACUCCCCAAAGCCUCCACCUGAGAGAAUAACUUUCACUUUUCCUGUUAUCAAUUCUUCUGCUUAUGUUGCACUUGUUGCUACUGGAGCAGGUAAAGCUGAUGUUGUGCAUCAGGCUUUUGGCAGCAAAAACUCUUCUUCUGUCUUGCUACCUGUUCAAAUGGUUAAGCUAGAUAAUGGGAUACUAACCUGGUUCGCUGAUAAAGCCGCGGCUUCGAAACUGUAAGAUAAGGUAAGCCAUUUAAGGUCGUUUUAUUAUGCUAAUGUUAGCCUUGAGUUUGUGAAUUCAAUAAUUCAUGUGGUAGUCUGUGUUCUCAGCAUAAACUGAUUCUAUCUAUGCUAGUAUGUUGAAUAUUAUUAAUGUGGCGGUGCAGUGUAACUUUUUGACGGAUUACCUAUUUUGGAUACUUGUAGUAUCUUGAGAUUUUACCGUUAUAUCGUGCUUCUUAUAUGUAGAUGUAGUA